AACAUCUACUGCUGGAUUUCACCAGGAUCCCCCAGAUCAUCUUACACCGGAUAGGCCGCCUGCAGGAUUAUGUUGGAAAAGAGGAGGAUUUCUCUGACCAGCAGCUCUGUGGACAGGAGAGGAAUUCCACUUUGGACCAAGAGGAUUCGGAACAUCCGCAAAUAAAAGAAGAGCAUCAAAAGCCAGAACAUCACUGGACAAAAGAGGAAACCAUGGAGCACCCCAUAAGUGAGCAGGAAGACCAGCUUGUUCCGAAGCAAGAGAUUGAAGAGAAACAUUUCCCAUGUUUGACAUGUGGAGAAAACUUUCUUAAAAAAGAACAUUUAAUGGAUCACAUGAGAACUCACACAGAUCGCCUGCAGGAUUAUGUUGGUAAAGAGGAGGUUUUCUCUGACCAGCAGCUCUGUGGACAGGAGAGGAAAUCCAGUUUGGACCAAGAGGAACCAGAAGCUCUGCAGAUAAAAGAAGAGCAGAAAGAACCAAAACAUCCCUGGACAAAAGAGGAAACCAUGCAGCUCCCCAUUAGUGAGCAUGAAGGGCAGCUUGUUCUGAAGCAAGAGACUGAAGUUACAGAAGAUAAACUUUUACCAUGUUUGACAUCUGCAGAACAGUUCAUGGUUCACAUAAGAACUCACACAGGUCAGAAGAUAUAUGAAUGUCUCUCCUGUGGAAAAAAAUCCCCAAAGAAAUCUAGAAUUGAUGGGAACAUUAGAAUUCACACAGGUGAGAAACCUUUUUCCUGUGCAAUUUGUGACAAGAAUUUCACUGAAAAAACUAGUUUGACUACUCAAAUUAGAAGUGACACAGGUGAGAAGCCUUUUGAAUGUCUAUACUGUGGAAAAAGAUUCACCUCUAAAUAUAAUCUUAAUAAUCACAUCAGAAUUCACACCAGUGAGAAGUCUCUUUCCUGCACCAUUUGUUGCAAGAAUUUUACUCGAAAGAGUAGUCUGACUUCUCACAUGAGAAUUCACACUGGUGAGAAGCCUUUUUUCCUGUACCAAUUGUAACAAGAAUUUUACUCAAAAGAGUUGUUUGACUUC
Messenger RNA from Cyprinodon tularosa, 1040 nucleotides. Its product is annotated as gastrula zinc finger protein XlCGF57.1-like. Bases 213 to 1007 code for a protein of 264 amino acids. Lineage: Eukaryota; Metazoa; Chordata; Actinopteri; Cyprinodontiformes; Cyprinodontidae. Gene Ontology annotation, biological process: regulation of transcription by RNA polymerase II. Gene Ontology annotation, molecular function: DNA-binding transcription factor activity; RNA polymerase II cis-regulatory region sequence-specific DNA binding. The record is from RefSeq and is a predicted model, not a curated record. The transcript has 3 exons.